AUGACAGUUUCCAAGUCAGGCGGUGCUUCUAAGAAGCUGGGUCCGAUCAGUACCGGCAGUAAGAUCGUCCGCUUCGAUGUCCCGAACCUCACUCGCCGCUUCACGGUGCAUGAGGACGUCAUAUGCCGCACUUCCAAAGUCUUCAAGGCUCGUUUCCAGCAGCGGCGGAAGGAACUCACAGCAGAUUGCUCCAUAUGCUUUGACGACCUCAACGCGGUAGUUCAAGAAAUCAGCUUUUGCGAUACGUGCGGCCAGAACUUCCAUGAAGACUGUACCAAAAAAUGGACAGCGGACCGGAUCCGAACCUAUCAGCAAGCGACCUGUCCUAUGUGCUGUGGGGCAUGGGCAAACAAGAGCUUGUCGGAUCUCGAGCGCUUGCGGAUUGAUCAGGAGCUCGACGGUCAGGCGGUCCAGUCCUACCUUGACUGGCUCUACUCCAGAACGGUCAGGAUCGAUGUCUCAAUCUCCCGCACUGGCGAUGCUUUCAAUCUCGCCCUACUAAGGUGCUGGAAGGUCAGCAGCGCUGUGCAAGAUACAACGUUUCGAGAUGCCAUCAUCGCCACUUUCUUCACUGAGGCAAAGACUCACUUCUGGAACGAGAGCAUCGAGUUCGCAUUCGGCGACAAAGAGAAGCUGGCUGCAGAUAUGAGGAACUUUGUUGUUGAAGUUUUCAUGACCAGGAUGGAGUCGGGUUGGUUCGAGGGUCAGAGUGACGAAUGGCCAAAAGCGUUCGUAAAAGCACUGGCGGACAAGAGCUUGGAGAGGGCACUGGCUAACAAGAAAGACUUCGAAGACCUGAAGGCGAUGUAUAUGGGUACUGAUACGGAGGAUCGCGAGGCCUCAAUAGUCGCGGAGGAGAAGAAGUCUAAUCACGCAGCCGAGGAACCCGACGAUUCCAUCUACGGUAAAAGCACCCCCUUCAAGCGCCAGAUUUACAAGAGGAAGCGUCCACCUUCCCACCUAGAUGCAGAACUUGAGGCCUUGCGAGCUGCUCGCGAAGCGGAUGAAGACGAUUCCAGGAAGAAGAAGGGAAGUGCUGAUGUUGUCGACAGGACAGCGAACAAUGACAGCCGCAUCAAUAAUGUUCCACCUCCCAACUCUAUUCUGGCAAAUCCACUCGUCUUGAGGAGGACAAGCAAUGCGUUCUACCCCACACCACAAUGGCGAAGAUGGGGGAGAUGUGUUCGAAAACACCGAGCGGCCAUUUCGAUGCUGCCCGCCAACAUGCUCGCAUUUCUAACAGGCGGUCGACCUGUAACCGUGCCCUUUCGGCCACUAUAG
This is a messenger RNA of Didymella exigua CBS 183.55, 1281 nucleotides long. RefSeq lists its product as uncharacterized. NCBI's taxonomy places the organism in Eukaryota, Fungi, Ascomycota, Dothideomycetes, Pleosporales, Didymellaceae. Gene Ontology annotation, molecular function: ubiquitin protein ligase activity. The record is from RefSeq and is a predicted model, not a curated record. The transcript is spliced from 2 exons. Bases 1 to 1281 code for a protein of 426 amino acids.